CAGUCUCCACCCUGUGGCUCCACCCUUCUCACCGCUUGCCUUGGACUCCAGGCCACCCUGGGAAAAUUAUUAAAAACAGACGCAAAACAGCAUGCUGGUUUGUCUUGGAUCUGUAGCACACUAGAAAGCCUCAGGAACACAUUGUUCUCAAAGCAUCAAGACUGAGCCUGGUAAUGACCAUUCUUCAACAUCCUGCUUGACUUAGUGCUCCACAUUAAAGAAGAAACAUGAGAGUGCAGACCGCCUCAAGAGCAGAGAUCCUGAGAGAGUUUGAGUCGACAUGUCAGGCCCUCUCUGCUUGUGACAACAGGGGCUAUAAGCAUGAAUUUGAGGAGCUGAAAGAUGUUGGUAAAGAGCUUCCAACCAGGACGGCGGACUUGGAGGCUAACAGAGAAAAGAACCGAUACCCAUACAUCUUGCCAUAUGACCACUGCCGUGUGAGGCUGUCCAUUCAAAACUUCCCCAACUCUGACUACAUUAAUGCCAAUUUUGUCCCCGGUGGAGGAUCUGAGAGAGACUUCAUCUGCACCCAGGCUCCCAUGCGCAACACCAUGGAGGAUUUCUGGAGAAUGGUUUGGGAGCAGAAUGUCAGGAUAAUCGUCAUGGUGACAGCGCUGCGAGACAGGGACUUGGUUCUAUGUGAUGAGUAUUGGUCUCUGGAACCAGGAACGGUUUAUCACGGACCAUUCCAAGUCACGACAAUGGCUCGGAAACAAGGCCCAGACUAUUUUAUGUCCACCAUUAACCUCAGACAGAGAGACUGUCCAACAGAUCAUAACAUAACACACUACCACUAUCCAUCCUGGCCGGACCGGGGCAUCCCCAGAGACCCAUCCUCACUCUGUGCCUUUACAGAUCACGUGCGGCAGCAUUUGGACGCCAUUCCACGUUUGGGUCCAGCUGUUGUGCACUGCAGUGCAGGUGUAGGCCGAUCGGGGACCUUCGUCACGCUGAUGUGGCUGAUGCAGCUGUGCGUGAGGGGCAUCCGGCCCAAUAUACGAGCUGCUGUGGCUGACUUACGACUACAUCGAAUGGGGAUGGUUCAGAUACUGGAGCAGUACAUAUUCGUUCACCAGUGUCUGCUAUACUGGCUGAGUGGUGGCAAGUCAUCUUGUUUAACCCCCUUACAACACACAAACCGAGAGCUGAGGAGGAGAAAGCGCCAUCAUAGACGGAAAUCUCCACCGGGCCAAGCACAGAGCACAUUGCAACAGAUUUUACAACCCAGGAAGCUACUGCAGAGAAUGCUACCCUCUUCAUCACAGCUGAAUCCAGGCCCACAUGCCUUUUGACCUCGCAAGGGCUAAGGGGCCAUUGACUGAAAGGGGCCCCGUUAA
Molecule: messenger RNA, 1337 nt
Organism: Hippocampus zosterae (dwarf seahorse)
Lineage: Eukaryota; Metazoa; Chordata; Actinopteri; Syngnathiformes; Syngnathidae
Product: receptor-type tyrosine-protein phosphatase eta-like
Exons: 11
Coding region: 228-1292 (354 amino acids)
Biological process (GO): protein dephosphorylation
Molecular function (GO): protein tyrosine phosphatase activity
Source: RefSeq, a predicted model, not a curated record